Phodopus roborovskii (desert hamster) is the source of this 1545-nucleotide messenger RNA. RefSeq names its product pleiotrophin (gene Ptn). Lineage: Eukaryota; Metazoa; Chordata; Mammalia; Rodentia; Cricetidae. The coding region runs from base 316 to 822 and encodes 168 amino acids. The record is from RefSeq and is a predicted model, not a curated record. Gene Ontology annotation, molecular function: growth factor activity. The transcript is spliced from 5 exons.
UCUCAGCCGGCUCCUUUUAACCCUCCCAUUCUCCAUUUCCCUCCCUGGCAGGGUGUAAUUGAGUCAAGGCAGGAUCAGGUUCCCCGCCUUCCCGUCCAAAAAUCCCGCCAAGGAAGCCUCAGAGCAUAAGAAAAUCCAAAGUGGAGAGAGGGGAAGAAAGGAAGCACUGAGUCAUCCAUCCAGAAGGGGGGGAGAGCGCAGCCGCCCAGGCAGGAGCAGCAGCCAGCAGUACCUGGAGUCCGCUGCAGAAACCUCGCCCCGCACUGUGCAACAAAGACAGCCUGCUAGUCGGCAAGGACGUCUGCAAGCCAAAAAAUGUCGUCUCAACAGUACCAGCAGCAACGCCGAAAAUUUGCAGCUGCCUUCUUGGCAUUUAUUUUCAUCUUAGCAGCUGUGGACACUGCUGAGGCUGGGAAGAAAGAGAAGCCGGAAAAGAAGGUGAAAAAAUCUGACUGUGGAGAGUGGCAGUGGAGUGUGUGUGUGCCCACCAGCGGGGACUGUGGACUGGGCACCCGGGAGGGCACCCGCAGCGGUGCUGAGUGCAAGCAAACCAUGAAGACCCAGAGAUGUAAGAUCCCUUGCAACUGGAAGAAGCAGUUUGGAGCUGAGUGCAAAUACCAGUUCCAGGCUUGGGGAGAAUGUGACCUGAAUACUGCCUUGAAGACCAGGACUGGAAGUCUAAAGCGAGCUCUCCACAAUGCCGACUGCCAGAAGACAGUCACCAUCUCUAAGCCCUGUGGCAAACUCACCAAGCCCAAGCCUCAAGCAGAAUCAAAGAAGAAGAAAAAGGAAGGCAAGAAACAGGAGAAGAUGCUGGAUUAGAAGAUGCCAACUUCUGUAGACCAGGAAAAGAACAUCAGCACAGAGGAUCAGUUAACAAUUACAUUUAUACCCACUGUAGGCUUUUUAUUCAACAGUUAUCUGUAGCUUAAGUACAUGAUAGGAAAAACAGAAAAGAAUUUUUUUUGUAGUAGCAUUUUUUUUAAUGUAUACCUUAGAACCUCUAGGGGCUUAUAAUAAAGGACUGUAAUACUGUUUAGGAAGUUUAGCUAUAGUACAUGAUAGGUGGUAGGCAAUCGAGGUAAGUUUUUUUGAAGUUAUGUGAUGUUUCACAGUUAAAUCUUUUUUCUUUAAUUUUUUUUUUUUACAGUUCCCCCCCUUGGGCAGCAAUUUAAAUGUUACAACCAUGUAAACUACUUCUCUUGCUAGAUAGAUUUUCACCUAGACUUUUUUUCUUCCCAACUGAGAAAAAUAUAUACUAAACAAAGCAGCAAUAAAAUAUAAUCAUUCUAUUGGAGAGAAAUACAUUGCUUUCUGCCAGUGGAUGUUUUCUUUCAAAAUCAGCAAAUUGGGAGAAGGAGAAAGGCGAAACAGUGAUGUACAAUGUUGAUUUUUUUUUUUUUUAAGAAAAGCAUUAAAACAUGAAACUUUCACUUUGGCAGAAAUGUUUGUUUUCUUGAUGAAAUUAUUUUUCCAUCUGAGAAAAAAAAAUCUAGGAAAAUAAAUCAAAGUGAUGCUGAAUAAAAGGUGCUUUGUGUGCAAUAA